Pseudophryne corroboree (corroboree frog) is the source of this 6003-nucleotide messenger RNA. RefSeq names its product serine/threonine kinase 17a (gene STK17A). Gene Ontology annotation, biological process: intracellular signal transduction; protein phosphorylation; positive regulation of apoptotic process. The record is from RefSeq and is a predicted model, not a curated record. Lineage: Eukaryota; Metazoa; Chordata; Amphibia; Anura; Myobatrachidae. The coding region runs from base 172 to 1527 and encodes 451 amino acids. Gene Ontology annotation, molecular function: ATP binding; protein serine/threonine kinase activity. The transcript is spliced from 8 exons. Gene Ontology annotation, cellular component: nucleus.
CUGGGUGACUGACAGGCAAUCCCGCCUCCUGCUACUUGCCUGGCUAGUGAGAGCCUGUGAGGGGCGGAGCGCUGCUUACAUUGUGGGCGUGCCCAUUUUAAAGCCCGGUCUGCGACUCUGGCUGUUCCCGGCUCCCCUGUGUCCUGCAGUCAGUAGUGGCCGUUGUCGUGUAUGUCUGUGUGCGGUGCGUGUCCCGGCUUUCCGUGCAGGACCCCGGCAGCUAGUGCGCCUGUUACACCGGAUAGCCGAGUAGCCAUCGACCGGACAGCGGUCACCAGGAUGAUACCGGAGGAAAGUUAUGGAAUAAUGGAUAAGUGCUGCAGGACACCGCGGACAGUACGGCGUCAGCAGGAGGAGGAGAAAAAGGGUUAUGGAAGGCCAGGGCUCCUUGGAGAUCCUAUUACUCCUAUCCAAAGCCAGCCUUUCACAAGUCGUUAUACUAUAUCCCCAGGACAUGAGCUGGGCAGAGGAAAAUUUGCUGUGGUCCGGAAGUGUAUAGAAAAAGAUACUGAAAAAGAGUUUGCUGCAAAGAUCAUGAGAAAACGAAGAAAGGGUCAGGAUUGCCGAGUGGAGAUCCUGCAUGAGAUUGCAGUGUUGGAGCUAGCAAGAGACAACCCUUGGGUCAUCAAGCUACAUGAGGUGUAUGAAACGGCUACUGAAAUUAUCCUUGUGUUAGAAUAUGCUGCUGGCGGUGAAAUCUUCAACCAGUGUGUAGCAGAAAGGGAAGAGGCUUUCAAAGAGAUGGAUGUCCAGAGGCUUAUGAGACAGAUAUUAAAAGGAGUUUCAUUUUUACACCGACACAAUUUGGUGCAUCUUGACCUGAAGCCACAGAACAUUCUACUUACAAGUGACUGUCCAUUGGGGGACAUAAAGAUAGUGGACUUCGGCCUUUCUAGAAUAGUGAAUAACAAUGAAGAAUUAAGAGAAAUCAUGGGGACCCCAGAAUAUGUUGCGCCUGAAAUCCUGAGUUAUGAGCCCAUCAGUACAUCCACAGAUAUGUGGAGUAUUGGUGUAUUGGCCUAUGUCAUGCUCACAGGAAUCUCCCCUUUCCUGGGCGAUGACAAGCAGCACACCUUCCUCAACAUUUCUCAGCUGAAUGUCAGUUACACAGAUGGUGACUUUGAAGGAAUAUCGGAAUCUGCAGUUGAUUUCAUCAGAGGACUCCUAGUUCGGGAGCCUGAAGGGCGAGCAACAGCAGAGGACUGUCUCCAUCAUCCAUGGAUCGCCCAAGGUGAUCUUCCAGAUCCUUAUGCUAGUGCCAUGAACAAAGUACAAGAUGACAACCAUGUUGUAGAGGUUGAAGAGGAAGAUGAGCUCAAAGCGGACAAUUCCCCGGAUGCCAGCCCAGCCCAUCCAGACACAGAUGGACAGACUGUGACAGAGGAGUUAAUAUUAAUGGCUUCUUAUACUUUGGGACAGUGCAGACAGACAGAAUUGGAAAAACAAACUGAAGCUAAAGCCAUUACCAAGCGAUUUAAGUUUGAGGAGCCGAUGUUGCAAGAUGUACCAGGAGAUUUUAUUUAUUAAGCUCUUACACUUGGAACUGUGUGAAUUUUAGAGCUUGGAGGUGUUUUCUUUCUAGAGUCAUUGAGCUUCUUGAUGAAACAGACUUCAGUCAGCCUUCUGAGGAGAGCAACUGGCUGUCAUGGCAGUAUGAAUUCAAUUCAACCAUGCCAUGUUAAAUCUCAGACUGGCCAAAACCUGUCUACAUGUUGAGUAUUUUCUUUUUAUUAUUUAUUUAUUUUACUAUAUUUUUUUUGGCUUGUGCCUGAACACCAUCAUAUUAUCCUGUGCUAUUGAGGUUUUCUUAAAAUGGCAGCAGGAUGUAUUGUCUCAUAGGGUCCAUAUUGGAAUACAUCACCAGCGUACUAACUGGUCAGUGUUGGAAUUCUUUGAGUAGCAUUGUAGAAAUAUGUAAUUUUAAGAAAAAGAUGUAUAAGUUAAACAAAGAUGUAUAUUGUACAGUGCAAACUGUGAUGGGAAGCUUCUAAAAGUUCUUAAGAUGUACUUGCCACUUCCAGGUAGUGGAGGCAGCCCUUUUGUGAGCUGAAUUAAUGAUCAUGAGAUGCUGGCUGUCCAUUCACUAGUAGUUCCUUCAUAUUGAAUUGGCCCAAGUGAUCUCGUGUUACUUAUGAGCCAAUAGGCUGCAGUGUCAUGACUGUUGGAACAGAUAACAAAAAAAGCUGCCCCCACUUCAUAUAGAUAUAAGGCAAAGAGAACCUGGUACAUCCUGGAAAAUUUAAUUUGCCAAUUAUUCUGUUUGAUGAAAACAAAAUCCAGCUACUAUAAACUUGUAAAUAGUGUUUAUUGCUCAUUAGAAGUUGGUACAUAAGAUAAGGCAAAACAUGUGUGAGAUCCAAGCCAAUUAAUAUAAAGCAAGUAAUUACUCUUGCAAAACAUUAAUGACAUGAUUUUAGUAAUUUACUGACCACGAUAACCUUUCAGUGUAUCCUAGGAAAGUCAGUGCCAAGUAAGCAGGUGCCAAGAUGUGUUGUAACUGCUUAAUUCCCUAGCAGCAGCACAAUAGAUCUAGGUUUCUAACAUCAAGGUGAUACAUUGGACUCCAUAACCCCAAGCGUUAUCCGAACACCAGGAAAACACAUGCCAUACAUGCCAGGCCGCUUUCUUACCAAUAAUUACAUGGUUCCCAUUCUCUAAUUUGGGGUACAGUUGUAACAGUAUAACCUUGUUAGUAGUGGUUAGUGACACAUGGUUCUAGAUCAGAUCAGCACUUUCACUUUCUCCACUGUAUGUUCCUCGCCACAAAGCACAGUUCGAGCUGCCUGUCGGCUUGGGUUUUGCUGAUCUUAUGUGGUAGCAGUCUUUUUACAGUACAGAUUUGCUGGCACUUGGGCUGUUUCCGCACUACAGUUAUCGAGAUCUGUUGUAGUAGUAAUAGUUGGGCACCGGAUUGUAUGCCAUUUUCAUUUGAGAUGCGGUCUGUCCUGUGUAUUAAGAUUACAUAUAGCUAGAACACAAUUCUGAUUUAUCAUUGUUGAUCAGAAACCUAUAAAUAGGCGUUGGCACAUCACUGUUACAGAGACAGCGAGAUAGGUUUAUACAUAAAAAAAGAAAAAUCCAAGGCUGGGAUCUGUUAUCUGUGUUUGAGAAGUGCCUCCCUAAAAUUGGAAUAGUUGUUUUCCCUCUAACAUUGGGAUAUAACCUUCUCCUAUAACAAUAUAGCUAGAAGUAUGAGCAACUUAAUAUAGCCUGAAUCACUCUCCCAGGCUCUGUGCUAAGCGGGGAGUGUAUAGAGUACUGCUGUAUCUAAUGCCCAGUGUAUCCAUGUUCUAUAAACACUUUGGAUUAAUACAAGGGUAGAUACACAGAAUAUUCUGUUCACAGCAUGGAGACUGGAUUAUUAAAUGGAGAUUGCUUUUUAUCUUUUUGCUCUUUAGCUCGGAGAGAACAUGCAUGCUUGCGGUUGUUUCCCGCGCUGGACUGUGGUCUCCUGUUCAAUUUUGAUUUACAUACAUACAUACAUACAUACAUACAUGCAUACAUUGAAAACCCAAUGGUUAUGCAUAUCCAAUUGACUUUGGUAUCAAUGAUCUGUUUAUAGUCUCAAUUUUGUCUGCUGGUCAUUAUGAACCAGCAGCACGCAGGAAAAAGCAGCAGCAUGCAGGAAAAAUACAUCCAUAGAUGUGUAUCUAACCAGAUCUAGCACUAUGCUGUCACCGUGUACAGAUCUAACUGCAGAAUCACAGUUGAAUGUUAAACAACAGACUAGUUUGUGUGUUGGGUGUGUAUCCCACAUUUGGCUCAGUGAUUUUACCAGAAUAUUGUGGCCUAGUUUUUUUUUUUGUUUUUUGUCUAGUUUAAACCAUGUAUAUUGCAUAUGUUCCCUUUUAAAAAUCUUUUUUUUUUUUUUUUACAAUUUUCAUUUUAUAGACCGAAUGUAUUAUUAGUAGGUGUCAUAUCUAGCAUUUGAGACACACAAUGGUACAUCCUUGAUGUAGCUUCCAUAUGACAAUACAUUUUAUUUUUAAAAGUACUAUAUCACCACAUCCUAAAAUAUCUGAAAGGUUAAAAUGUAAUUUUCUUCCUCUGUAAAUGGUAUAAUGUCACUGACCUGUCUCUAACUUCAACUACAAUUGACUGUAAGAAAGCUUAGUGUGCCCAUGAUCUACAUAAAGUGGUGGCAGCCAUUUUGCUGGCUGAAUAUUCAAGGAGAAAGUGGCAUCCAUGUUCGUUAGGGAUUGGUCAUACAGAUUAAUGUCAUUCAUUGCAGGGAGUUGAUUGGCUACUUAUUUAAUGUUGGUCCAGCUCACAGAAUGACCACUUUACUCUAUGUAGGGAAUGGUUGUGCAUAAAUAAUUUUGAUUGCAAAACCCUUUUGGAGAGUUUAUACGAAUAUCGACUAACAAUCAUUUGUCACCUGGCAGUCAUAGGUGAGUGUAACUAUACUGGUGUUCACUAAACACACAUUGUGUCUUGUACUGCUUUGUUCGUUCUUAAGUUUAUCACCUUUUCUUCUCCAACAAAAAAAAACAACAACUUUGUAUUUCUGUUUGUAUCCCUAAACACACAAGCGGACCCUUUUCAUGGUUUCUACUUGCCCCAGGCUUUGGACACCAUUACCAAACCACUACUCCCGUGUAAAUGACACAACAUUGAAUUUUCUCUGGCUUGGAGUAAACGGCAGCACAUUUGCCAACACACCUUUCUGUAACAUUGUGGUAGCAAUAAAGUGCCUUUUUCUUCCAACAUUAAACAUUUGAUCCCAACUACAAUCCUUUAUUCUGUUGUAGAUUCCUUCUGUACCAAUGAUUAGGGCCAUGAUACUAAAGGGCCCCAUACACUAGAGCGAUAGUGCCCGAUUUUGGGCAUUUGGCCCAAUAUAUUGGAUGAAAUCAGGCAUUUUGGAGGUGUAUCUAAUUCGAUGUGCGUUCCCAUGAGGAUCAGAUCCUCCAAAUUAAAUGUGCUGCACAUUCAGUCAGGUCCGACCUGGGGGCAUACGAUGUAUCUUGGGCAUUCCUGCCCUCCAGGAGGCUGCCGGGGCGAUUGCCUGCAACAUGUGGUAGCAUAAGUGUAUGGGGCCCUUCACAGUAUUGACAACCUAGUGCUGUGACAGUUAAUCCCGUUUCCCGCAAGCAUCACAGGAAAACUGGGUGAUGGGCUGGCCGACAAAGAACACUGUAUUUUCAAGCGGCCUCUGCUUACUAAGCACAUACUGUAAGCAAAGAACAUACCCUAGCUAGCUCUUACUACUUACUGUAUGGAAUCUCUAGCUACAUAAGUUUGACUACUCUUUACUCCACUGCAAAAGUAACACACAUUUGGUAAUACUCGUAUUUCAUGCAAUUUAUUACAAAGCCAAUAACUGAUUUUAUUUGGCUGCUCUGAGAUCUACAAUGGAGUGUAUUCAAUACCUGUUGGAAACUGCUGUCUUGUCGGAAAGACGCCAGUUUCCGACAGUAUAGGUCUGAAGAGGUUCCGACCUAUUCAAUGAGGACCCGUUUUUCCGGACAAGUUGGGAAAUCCGACUUGUCGGAAUGCACGUGGAUCAGCGGAAUAGCCGCCGAUCUGCGUGCUUCUGUCGGAAACGGAUUUGGUCCCUCUUCCGACAAUGUUAAUCCGACUUUGUAAAAAGUCGGAAUGACAUUUCUGCCUCCUCCAUCCACCCUACCCAGCUGAUGAUUCGGGGUGAGAGAGGAGCAGUGCCCGGGGAUAGAGCAGCGCUGGGUGAACGGCAGCGCCGGGAUGAGAGAUCCAUUCCGGCAAAUGCAUAUCGGAAUGGAUCCGACUCUUAUUGAAUAUAUACCCCAAUGUCUUCAUAUUUUUGUUUGUCGUGCCUUUUUUUUUUUGUACAGUAAUUUUAAAUCGGAGCUGUUUUUUCUAUAGUUCUAUUAAUAUGUGUAAGUUAUAAGCAGCCUGUUAAUAAAUGCUGUAUACUCUAUUACUGAAUAAAUAAGAUGUGUUUAUAAAGAUGUAUUUUUCAGGCAUUAAAGCCAAUCCAUGCAGUUCUGAAGCAGUUUAUAAUAAAGAUAUUUUCCACUCGUA